Molecule: messenger RNA, 462 nt
Organism: Nicotiana attenuata
Lineage: Eukaryota; Viridiplantae; Streptophyta; Magnoliopsida; Solanales; Solanaceae
Product: probable calcium-binding protein CML44
Exons: 3
Coding region: 1-462 (153 amino acids)
Molecular function (GO): calcium ion binding
Source: RefSeq, a predicted model, not a curated record
AUGCGGCACGAUAUAAGAAAGAUUUUCGACAAGCUUGAUGAAGAUGGUGAUGGAUUAGUGAGUUUAGGUGAACUCAAAGGCCUACUUGAUAAGAUUGGAGCUUGUACGGAUCUUGACGAGCUCCAAUCUUUGGUAGGAAAAACGAGCCUAAACUUCAUUAAUUUCUCCCUCUUUUACGAGGCGAUGGUGAAGAAAAAUAAUGGGGAUGAAAAGAGAAAAGAGGACAAUAAUUUGGAAGAUGAUCUUGUUGAAGCAUUCAAGGUGUUUGAUGGAGAUGGUUUUAUUUGUUGUGAGGAGCUUCAAAAAGUGCUGACAAGAUUAGGGUUAUGGGAUGAGAAAGAAGGAAGUGAUUGUAAGAGCAUGAUUCAUAUGUAUGAUACUAACCUUGAUGGAGUUCUUGAUUAUGAGGAAUUCAAGAACAUGAUGUUGGUAUCUAAUUCUGACGGUAUUCCUAGUUUGUAA